AUGAUCGCUAACGUCGUGGUCGGUGUAGUAGUGAAGGGAAGCAACAUGAAGUUGGAUGGGAUCUAUGCUGCUCGGGCUGGGGCAGUGGGGGGCGGAUUGAUGUGUUCCUUUGGCCUUUUCGCCGUAUUGUUGGGUUCUUUCAUGUUCUGGAAAAACUUAGCCGAAAAAUUUAUGAUUCCUUGGCGCGCGAAACUGCUGUUUACCGGAAAUUCGCCCGUGUCAGAACGUGGUGAGUCGCAUCGCACCACACAUCAAACCAUAAGCGCUGAGCGGUCCAAAAGUCUGCCCAACAUAGCGAGGAGAGCAAAGGUCCUUGGUUGUCGAAUGAUGAUCGAUAUUAAAUUGGGGUCUAGGUCACAAGCUUGAACAAUAAGCUCAUCCGCAUGUGGGCUGCUUCCAAGAUAAAGAGGACAUAUACUGCUGCACAUAGUGAAUAUACUUGGAUACCAGCCAACAUGAGUACAAUCAGUAGACUGGGUAAAUUUCUGACAGUUCUCAUCCAGAGAAUCGGAACAAUGACCUUCAACUCUUGAGUCAGAUGGAACUCCAGGUUUAGCGGGGGUACCGAGAUUUGUGCAAGAAAAAAACAGUAACUAUGAAACCUAUGGCACUGUAUGACACUAUAUGCCAGAAUGUUGAGACCGUGAACGGGAAUAAUGUCUGUGAGAAGGUAGAACAGGCCGGUAUGAACAUUGAAGACUGGCAGAACCAGAGGCAAGCUACAAUUAGAAGUUAAAUGGCAUGUAGGUAGAGCAAUGAGCACUUGCAGCAGGAGGGACUGGCUUCUUGAAGCUCGAAAUGGAGGAAGUACGAUAACAUAGUUAUCAGAGACCAUUUCUUUCUCUUUGUUCCUC
Guyanagaster necrorhizus is the source of this 854-nucleotide messenger RNA. RefSeq lists its product as uncharacterized. The transcript is spliced from 2 exons. The coding region runs from base 1 to 366 and encodes 121 amino acids. Lineage: Eukaryota; Fungi; Basidiomycota; Agaricomycetes; Agaricales; Physalacriaceae. The record is from RefSeq and is a predicted model, not a curated record.